Tripterygium wilfordii is the source of this 875-nucleotide messenger RNA. RefSeq lists its product as uncharacterized. The transcript has a single exon. Lineage: Eukaryota; Viridiplantae; Streptophyta; Magnoliopsida; Celastrales; Celastraceae. The coding region runs from base 139 to 486 and encodes 115 amino acids. The record is from RefSeq and is a predicted model, not a curated record.
UACAUAGCUAGCUCAUACAGGUAAGUAAUAGACUUAUAUAACACUCUUGUUUCUCUGAAAUCUUCUAUUUGGUUUUUCGUACUCUGUAUUGAACUGUUACAUUAGUUUGAUAUCUCUGUGUUUAACAGGGAUUUAAAGAUGAGUAGAAGAAGAGGAAAUAAUAUUCCAAAGCUUGAUUUGAAGCUGAAUCUAUCGCCGCCAAUUGUGUUAAACCAGCAAGUCGAUCGAUCGACAAACUUGAUCAGGGCUUCUUCAUGGACAACAUCGCCGGAUGGUUCGUGCUUGUCGUCGGAGGUGGAAGAUGCAAUGAACUACUCGAGCAGCCCAGAAGAGGCGGCUUCGAUGAUGUUGGUGGGAUGUCCUCGUUGUCUAAUGUAUGUCAUGCUGUCCGAGGUAGAUCCCAAGUGCCCAAGAUGCAAGAGCUCUGUUUUGCUUCAUCUUUUCAAUCCCCAUGAAAACAAAACCGGAACAAACUCAAGAAAUUAGAAUUUACUUUUUCCGAGAAUGAUAAAUAUCUCAGUUAUCAUCACGGCUGUUUGAGUUAGACGUACAGAAUCCAAGAGAAUUCGUGGGUUCCACAUUUCUCACAUGAUACACAUGAAAUUCGAUGCGUACAAUCAAUUGUUGGGAUCUCUAUAGUGACUAAUUUUUUUCUUGUAUUAUCAAGCAUAUAUAGGCAUUUUAAUUUGUUCUUUUUUUAAAAUUAUUAUUUUUUUAUAUAUGGUCUUCUUUCUUUUUUAAAAUUAACUUGAAUCCAGUGAUUUUGUUUACCAUCUUUGUUUGUUCUUGCUGGUCUUAUUUGGAGUGAAGGAAAGAAAUGAUGGGUUUCAAUGACAUUAAUGGGAGUUUGGAAAGUUGUGUUCUUGUUGAGUAAA